Molecule: messenger RNA, 3154 nt
Organism: Oncorhynchus kisutch (coho salmon)
Lineage: Eukaryota; Metazoa; Chordata; Actinopteri; Salmoniformes; Salmonidae
Product: AP-1 complex subunit sigma-1A-like
Exons: 6
Coding region: 328-801 (157 amino acids)
Biological process (GO): intracellular protein transport; vesicle-mediated transport
Cellular component (GO): AP-1 adaptor complex; membrane coat
Molecular function (GO): clathrin-cargo adaptor activity
Source: RefSeq, a predicted model, not a curated record
GUUCAGCGUGCUGACGUCAGUCACCGGAUUCUUUCCUACUACUAGCUAGUUGACUGGCCGAACGGGUUGUUCGCGUUAGCCGUACUGUUCUGCUGAAACAGAGAUGGAGUGUUGACGCUUGCUGCGUUUAAAACCAAAUCAAGUCAUUCAUAUAGGAAGACACGCGUUAAUAUUUGCGUCGAGAACCCGAUAAAAUGUACACUCCAAUACAACUGGGAAAUGCUGUCUCCAUGUCACCAGUAUCCUACUACAGGACAUAACACCACUUCCGUGUCUCUUCUCUCUGUCAGAUUUAUACUAGAGAGAAAGCACUGAGCGGGUUUGACUAUGCGUUUCAUGCUGCUGUUCAGUCGGCAGGGGAAGCUGCGUCUCCAGAAGUGGUACACUGCCACGGCUGAGAGGGACAAGAAAAAGAUGGUCAGGGAACUGAUGCAGGUGGUCCUGGCCCGCAAACCCAAAAUGAGCAGCUUCCUGGAGUGGAGGGACCUCAAGAUCGUCUACAAGAGGUAUGCCAGUCUGUAUUUCUGCUGUGCGGUGGAAGAGCAGGACAACGAGCUCAUUACUCUGGAGGUCAUCCACCGCUUCGUAGAGCUGCUGGAUAAGUACUUCGGCAGUGUUUGUGAGCUGGACAUCAUCUUUAACUUUGAGAAGGCCUACUUUAUACUGGAUGAGUUUCUGAUUGGUGGAGAGAUCCAGGACACGUCCAAGAAGAGUGUACUUAAGGCCAUCGAACAGGCCGACCUACUGCAGGAGGAGGAUGAAUCUCCCAGGAGUGUUCUAGAGGAGAUGGGUCUGGCAUAGUGACAGCAGGGUACUCUGCUCACAACACUUUAUCAUUCUACAGUCAAAGACUCUUUGGGUUCCAGGUGCAGGGGGGAGGAAAGGGGGUUUGUGAUGUGGGUGUGUAUGGGGAGGGGGUAAAUGGAGGGGUUUGGGUUAAGCGGGGGGGGGGGUCCAAUGAGAUUCACACCUUUGAUGUUCUGGUACUACUGAAUUCAAAGCAUUGCUGACAUUAAUUGUAUAUUAUCAUGAUGGUUUAAGGUUGCAAAAUGAACUUUCCCCAAAUUCUCAAGUUUUCCAGAAAUCCUGUAUGGUGGAUUUUGGAUUUGUUGUUAAAUCCUGUCUGAUUCCUGGGGUUAUACAACUAUUUUAGGAUAACCUGGGAAUUUUUGGGAAGUUACCGGAAUAUUGCAACCGUAAUGUAUAUUAGCUCUGUGAAAAUAAUUCCACUUUUGGCUGGAAGAUUUAUCUAUUACUACUGUAAUGUAACCCAGAUUUGGGUUCAAAUAGUAUCUGAAAAUCCUUCAAGUACUUCCCGCGUUUGCUUUGGCCUGCCAGGAAGCUUAAUCAAGCUCGACUUUUAAGUAUUUUGAAUCGUUUUAGAACCCAGGUCUGAUUUGACCUUUGACAUUUCCCUCAAAAGAGGCAGGUCAGAACACAUCUCAAGCCUUUUUAUAGCUGGGGAUGCAAUUAAACAUCAAAACAUCACUGACCAGAUUACUUUUGAUCAGACUAGGGUUGCGUUGCCAAAUGGCAACCUAUUCCCUAUAUAUAGUGCAUAUGGGCUCUGGUCAAAAGUAGGGCACUACAUAGGGAAUAGCGUGCCAUUUGGGGGACAUGAAUUUGCUUUGAAAUAAAUGGCUGUUUUAAAAUGUUUUGUAUAUGGACCACAUGUUAUGAGAUUAUUAUUCAUAAUAGUAAUUUAAUACGUUUGCUGUUUUUAAGGGAACACAUUGAUUGUCUGCGUUGGUGAGCUUUGUUGAACCUAUAGUAGGAUCUUGUCAGGGAACAAAAAUAAGUAACCUUGACAUUCAUAUAAAGAGGAAGGGAAACAAUCUGAAAAUGAUUCUAACCAAAAUUCCAGUUCCAUCCAGAGUUCCUUUAGAAUUCUAGUUCUGUGUUCUAUUCCCGGAACUGUUUCAGACCAUCUCUCUGUCUUGCUCUCUCUCGCCCAGGCUUUCUUGUGUUGAGCAACUAACCUAUGGAGAAGUCUGUGCCGUUUUAGCACUUGUGUGGAUGUGCUAACAUGAAUGUGUUUAAAGGGUGCAACGUGAUGGUAUAUGAGGCUGAUGAUUCAACUUAGUUAAAACGAACACAGGGCAAAAAAUAGUGUCCGUUUGUUUUUGAGCUGCAAUGCAUAAAAAUGUGAACUACUUUAAGAUGCAUGUGACUUUUUUUGAGAAAUACACACAAAAAAAUGGACCUAGCUACCAUUCCUAUACACACACACACACACACACACUAAAUGCAGUACUAUACCACAUGGCAGAUAAUUUCUCCCCAAUUUCCGCCUCUGAAAUACCUACUUUCCAAAGAGUACUCAUGUGUUUGUCUGCAACAAGAGGGAAGAAACUGCAACUAGUAGAGUUUAGCUUCAGACUAUAAAUGUGUGUUCUUGUAACCAGACUUUAGCCCUUUGCUUUUAACAAGGUACGUUCCAACCUUCAUACCAACAUACUACUUGCUAGUGUGCAUUCCCAAAUACUUUGCUUCACUCCCAAGUAGUAGCAAUACAUAGGCUGUGUUCCAAUAUCCACGCUGGCAUGCCACUUAGAAUUCAUGCCCAAUAUAUUACUUACCUACUUACCCAAUCCUCUUUGUGUCUGGAGUAACAUAAGGCUUCUAGGAGAUAGCACCAGUGCCUCCGGUCUGCAGCGUUCAUGUCAUGUCUGGAGUAACGUAAGGCUUCUAGGAGAGAGCACCAGUGCCUCCGGUCUGCAGCGUUCAUGGUGAGGAUGGAUUAGAUCAAGUCAUACUCAAUCUUCUUUUCAAUCCUCCAUCUCAUCUGCCCUAUAUAGUGUUCUGUUCAAAGUGGGAUGAAGUGAUCUGAGCAAUGGGACAGAGCUUCUUAGUGGUCUAGUGUGGAUUAUUGGAACUGCACCUGAAAUUGGAAGAUAUUUUGAGUAGUGUUGAGGUUUUUCAGGGACUCUGGUGUUUUAUUCCUUUUGUAAUCCAGCAUUAGGGGUAGGAGGUCUGAUAAAUAACUACUGAACUACGGUCCAGUCAUGGUGCCCUCUUCCCUGAAUUUGUUUAUUUAACUAGGCAAGUCAGUUAACAAAUUCCUAUUUGCAAUGAUGAUUUACAAUGGGUUUCAGACAGGGAAUCAUGUGGCAAUGUAAUUUUAUAAUGACAAUAAAAUCACAUUUUAAAAGUA